GCCUCAGGAAGCCACUCCACUCCUGCCAGGAUGGACCCACACUCGGGAGUUAGUUGGACCGUUGUCAUCCUCACAUGCCAGUACAAGGACAGCGUCCAGCUCUUCCAGAGAGAGCUGGAAGUGCGACAGAAACGGGAGCAGAUCCCUGCUGCUACACUGGUGCUGGCCGUGGAGGACCCGGAAACUCCUGUGGGCAGCGGAGGUGCCACCCUCAAUGCUUUACUGGUGGCAGCCGAGCACCUGAGUGCCCGAGCUGGCUUCACGGUGGUCACCUCGGAUGUCCUGCACACUGCCCGAAUCCUCAUCCUGCACACGGGCCGAGACUUCCUCUUCGAUGACUGUGGCCGGGCCUUCACCUGCCUCCCCUUGGAGGAACCUCAGGCGCCUGUGGAAGCUGUGAUCUGCAACCUGGAUUGCCUGCUAGACAUCAUGAGCCACCGGCUGGGUCCAGGCUCCCCGCCAGGUGUGUGGGUCUGCAGUACUGACAUGCUGCUGAUGAUACCUCCAAACCCAGGCAUUAGCUGGGAUGGCUUCCAAGGAGCACGAGUGAUCGCCCUUCCUGGGAUCCCAGCCUAUGCCCGGAACCACGGGGUCUACCUCACCGACACCCAGGGCUUUGUUUUGAACAUUUACUAUCAAGGCUCCGAGGUAGAGAUACAAAGCUGUGCCCAGUCCGACGGGCAGGUGCCACUGGUCUCAGGCAUCGUCUUCUUCUCGGUGGAGACAGCUGAGCACCUCCUGGCCACCCAUGUGAGCCCACCCCUGGAUGGUUGCACCUACAUGGGCUUGGACUCAGGAGCCCAGCCGAUCCAGCUGUGUCUCUUCUUCGACAUCCUGCUCUGCAUGGCCCGAGAUGUGAGUCUGCAGGACUUCUUGUCAAGGCAUUCCAAGGACACAGGGAGUGAGAGCUCUCUGCGGGCUGCCCGGACCUUGCUGUGGAGGGAGCUCCGAGAUCAGCCCCUCACCAUGGUCUAUAUCCCAGCCGGUUCCUACCGCUACCUGACAAAUUCAGCCAGUGACUUCCUGCUUGCGCUCACGUACCCGGGGGCACCCACUGCACAGGUGGUGCACUCGCAGGUGGAGGAGCCGCAGCUCCUGGCACCGGGGAGCUCCGUGCUUAGCUGCCUGCUGGAAGGCCCUGUCCACUUGGGUCCUGGGAGCGUCCUGCAGCAGUGCCACCUGAGGGGCCCCAUUCACAUAGGUGCAGGCUGCUUAGCCAGUGGCCUGGAUGUGGCCCAGUCUGAGGCUCUGCAAGGUUGGGAGCUUCAGGAUCUGGUCCUGCGGGGCCACCACGUGAAGCUGCAGGACACGCCUAGCCAGGUCUUCACCCUCGUGGGCUGUCUGGACAGCUGGGAGAGAAAUAGUACAGGCACCUACCUUAAUAUGCCCUGGAGUGAGUUCUUCAGCAGGACUGGUGUGCGGGAGCAGGACCUGUGGGACCCCAGCACGCCCCCCACAGAGCGUUUCCUCCUCAAUGCCCACCUCUUCCCAGUGCACCACCCCUCCCAGGCCCUGGGACCCUGUGCUAUGUUGUGGAUGCUGAAACCCCAGGAGGAUGGUGGCAAGGCCCUGCAGACCUGGCGGGCCGCUCAGCGCCUGUCCUGGGAGAAGCUGCAGCUGUGCCUGGACCGCAAGGCCACCCUUGCCUCCCGCCGGGCCCUAUUCUUCCGCCAGGCCCUGCAGAAGGCCCGGCUCAUGCUGGAGAUGAGGCAGGACCGCAGCUUGUGCCCGCUAAUCCGGGCCGCUGUUGGUGAGGGCUGCCCUGGGUCCCUGCUGGCCAUGCUGGACCAGGUUGCAGCCGAUGUGGGGGAUCCUGGUGUGGCAGCCCGGGCUCUGGCCUGUGUGGCUGAUGUGCUGGGCUGCAUGGCUGAGGGCCGAGGGGGCUUACGAAGUGGGCCGGCUGCCAACCCGGAGUGGCUUCGGGCCUUCAAGAUCCUGGAGAGUGGAGACCGGGCACAAGGCGUGGCAGCUCUGGCCCGGGAGCGGGACAAGUGGCUGAGCAGGCCAGCCCUGCUCGUGCGAGCCGCCCGCCACUAUGAGGGGGCCGGGCAGGUUCUGAUCCGCCAGGCAGUGAUGUCGGCCCAGCACUUCAUCACCACGGAGCCAGUAGAGAUGCCAGCCUUUGGACAGUGGGUGGUGGCUGAGUGCCCAGCCCGUGUGGAUUUCUCUGGGGGUUGGAGCGAUACGCCACCCCUGGCCUAUGAGCUGGGGGGUGCAGUGCUGGGUCUAGCAGUGCGUGUAGACGGUCGCCGACCCAUGGGUGCCCGAGCCCGGCGCAUCGCAGAACCUGAACUGCGGCUGGCAGUGGAGCCUCGGAAGGAAGAGAUGACCCUGCAGAUCGUAUGCCAGAGCUUGGAGGACCUGCGGGAUCACUGCCAGCCCCACGCCCCAGGGGCCCUGCUGAAGGCGGCCUUCGUGUGUGCUGGUAUCGUGAACCUAUCUGCCUCACUCCCACUGAGGGACCAGCUGUUGCAAGACUUCAGGGGUGGCUUCGAGCUGCACACCUGGUCCGAGCUGCCUCAUGGCUCUGGCCUUGGCACCAGCAGCAUUCUGGCAGGUGCAGCCCUGGCUGCCCUGCAGCGAACAGCAGGCCGGGCUGUGGACACUGUGUCCCUGAUCCACGCAGUGCUGCACCUGGAGCAGGUGCUCACCACAGGAGGUGGCUGGCAAGACCAAGUGGGCGGCCUGAUGCCUGGCAUCAAGGUGGGCCGCUCCCAGGCCCAGCUGCCAUUGAAGGUGGAGGUGGAAGAGCUCAUGGUGCCCGCGGGCUUCAUCCAGACACUCAAUGACCACCUGCUCCUGGUGUACACGGGCAAGACCCGCCUGGCACGGAACCUGCUGCAGGAUGUGCUGAGGAGAUGGUACGCCCGGCUGCCCACCAUUGUCCAGAACGCCCAUAGCUUAGUGCAGCAGACACAGCAGUGUGCUGAAGCCUUCCACCAAGGAAGUCUGCAGCUGCUGGGCCAGUGCCUGACCUCAUAUUGGGAACAGAAGAAGAUAAUGGCUCCCGGCUGUGAGCCCCUGGCUGUACGGCGACUCAUGGACGUCCUGGCUCCUCAUGUGCAUGGCCAGAGCCUGGCGGGGGCCGGUGGUGGUGGCUUCCUUUACCUGCUGACCAAGGAGCCUCGGCAGAAGGAGGCUUUGGAGGCUGUGCUGGCCGCAACCGAGGGUCUGGGGAACUACAGCAUCCACCUGGUGGAGGUGGACACUCAGGGACUGAGCCUGCAGCUGCUAGGGAGUGAGGAGUCACCCUGACACACCUUUCUGCUGGGCUAGUGACCUGCCUGGGAGCUGCCAGAGCUACACUGCCCCUUGCUUCCUUGGGAAGCCCACCUGAGUGUGACAUGUCCCUGUGGGAAGUGCUGGGGACAAGACUGCAACAGUGACUGGUAGUGACCACAACCUGGCCUUGACAACGGAUUGAAUGUGGAAGAUUUCUUUAAUGCUUGGAUUUGGGGACCACUUUUGGCCGUGCUCGGGGGUAAUCCUACAUGGAGUUUGGGAGUGAACCAGGGUUGGCCACCUAAGAGGCAAAUGCCCUCCCGUUGUGCUCUCUGGACUCAAGUGCAGGCAGGUCUUGGCAUGUAAAGGUAACACGUACCUUUACAGUGUAGGCCCAGACCUCAGCUUCCACGAAGGGCCAGAAGAUAGGGUGUUCGGUGGUCGGGGUCCCUCUGAUGUGAUCCCACACAGGCCCAUGGUGACACUUCCUCUGCCCCGAAUCCAGACUUGUCUGAAGGCAGGGGAGAGUACAGUGAUCUGGAACCAUUCUCAGAUGUGUUGCUGCCAUCCUAGACCUGACCAGCUAUGCAGCCAGGUGACCCCUGUCUGUGGGCAGUGGCUUCUUGGGACUGUGAUACUUUUCCCAUGUCACACCUGGAGAUGCUAAGGGCUUACUCCUGGCCCUGAGCUCAGGAAUCACUCCUGGUAGGGCUUAGGAUAUAGGAUGCUGAGGAUCAAGCAUGUGAGGCUGCAAGUGCCCCUCUCUGCUUUAUUAUUAUCAUUCCAGCCCCAGGAGACCUGUGACCUUGAAAUAAAUUCACUCCAUCCUUCAGGGA
Suncus etruscus (white-toothed pygmy shrew) is the source of this 4058-nucleotide messenger RNA. It is a transcript of the gene FCSK, whose product is annotated as fucose kinase. Gene Ontology annotation, molecular function: ATP binding; fucokinase activity. The transcript has 23 exons. The coding region runs from base 31 to 3255 and encodes 1074 amino acids. The record is from RefSeq and is a predicted model, not a curated record. Gene Ontology annotation, biological process: GDP-L-fucose salvage. NCBI's taxonomy places the organism in Eukaryota, Metazoa, Chordata, Mammalia, Eulipotyphla, Soricidae.